AUGACCAGUGAUGCGUCGAGGGUGCGUGGCCUGGUGGCUGCGCUCAAGGCGUGUGCCAACGAGCAGCGCGGGAGAGUGGUGCACGGGGACGCUGCAAGGACGGGGGACGACUCGGGCCUGCGGGUUGCCAAUGCGCUGCUGAGCAUGUACGCCAGGUGUGGUUGUGCCACCAUGGCUCACACGACCUUCGACGCCAUGCCCCGCCACACCUCCGCGUCCUGGAACCUGCUCAUGCUCGCCUACGCGCAAUCCGGCCACCCCGACGUGGCUCUGCGCUUGCUCCUCCAUCGCAUCAUUCCAGCCGACAGGGUAACCUUCCUCAUUGCGCUCAAGGCAUGCUCCAGCCGCGCCCAAGGCCUUGCCAUCCACAGGCACGCUCGGGACAUGAGACUGGAUUCGGAGGCUCGCGUCGCCACUGCAUUGAUCACCAUGUACUCCAAGCAUGGCAGCCUGCUGGAAGCCCGUCAAGUGUUCGACAGGGUCCGCCACCCGGACGUGGUGCUGUGGACGUGCAUGAUGCUGUGCUACGCUGAUAACCAUGAACAAGGCAUGGCUCUGGAGCUUCUGGGCAUGAUCGAUUGUGCUCCCGACUCCUCGGCUCUCGUGGUUGCGCUCAAGGCCUCCUCGGGGCUGGCAGCCAAGCAAUCGGACCAGCAGCAGAGAUGCCUAGCGAUUUGCAUGGCCAUCCACGCAUCAAGCGGCCCACUACUUGCCAACUCUCUGCUGGCCAGCAGCCUUGUGGAUGCUUAUGCCAAAUGCGGGAGCCUGUGUGAUGCGGAGCGUGCUUUCGACAGCAUCCCCGCGGCCAGCCACACAGUUUACACCUGGACGUCGCUCAUGUCGGCCUACACACACAACGGGGAGGAGCAAUCGGCACUCGCGGUCCUGGCCGCCAUGACAUGCCCCCCCAAUGCUCACACGCUGGCAGCAGCCCUCAAGGCGGUGGCGGAGAUGGCAGUGCAAGAACAAGGCCAACUCCUUGACGGUGUGCACAACGUCAUCAAGCUCACAUCUCUGGAGAGAGGAAUGUGGAUUCACAAGCUCCUUCUGGAAGCCGUUGCUGCACCCGGGCUAGAUUCAUCUAGUCAUGUCUUCGUGGCCAACUCCUUGGUAGCAAUGUAUGCCAGGUGUGGGAGCCUGCUGGAUGCGACGAGGGUAUUCGAGCAAAUGCGGUGCAGAAACAUCGUGUCCUGGACGUGUCUCAUGUCGGGUCUUGUGGAUGCGGGUGACGAAGAGUCGGCUCUGCAGCUCCUUGCGAGGAUGAGAUGCCAAGACGUGGAGCUGGAGCCCAAUGCCCACACUCUGGUGGCUGCACUCAAGGCCGUCACCGGGCUGGCGUCCAAACGAGCGGGGAGCAGCAACAUUGCGCUGCUGGAGACAGGCAUGGCCCUGGAGCAGUAUGUUCGCUGCAGCGCACUUGGUUGUAAUCCUCGGCUUGCAAAUAGCUUGGUGCUGAUGUAUAUCAAGUGUGGGGCGUUGGGAGAUGCGGCACGGGUGUGGAGGCGGGCGCUCCUGGAGCACGGCAAGGACGAUCAUCUGCUGCUGCCUGCUUUGACGUCGCUCGUCUCCGGCUACACGGAGGCGGGCCAGCCACUCGUAGCUCUCACUCUCUUGUUUUCGUGGCAGUUAGCAACGCUGGACGCGGGGGCCUUGGCAGUAGCACUCGAAGCCGCUGCUGGUGCUGCUGCCCUCGAUGCUGGCCGCCAAAUCCACGCCCAAGUCUGCAGGCUGGGAUUACUAGAAGGAGGAGCGAGCAGUCGUCGGCGUUUGGAGACAUGCGUCGUCGACUUGUACGCCAAGUGUGGUUGCAUGCUCCGUUGUGAGCUGCUGUUCGAGUCGCUUGCUUCUCCACUUGGUGCCGCGACCCUCAAUGCGUUGCUGUCGGGCUUGAGCCGCCAAGGCAACCCGGAAAGCCUUGCCUUGUGGCUGCGGCAAAUGGCGGAGGAAGGGGUGGUCGCCGAUGCUACCACUCUAACAUGCCUGCUCGCCGCAUGCAGCCGUGCGGGUCUGGUUGACACCGGCAAGUACUAUUUCGACCGAGCCGGUGUCAAGCCCCAGAUUGAGCACUACCACUGUCUGGUUGACAUGCUGGGCCGUGCAAACCGGGUGGAGGAGGCCUUGGAGGUGGUCGAGGCCAUGGCUACGCAGGGUGUGGAACCGAAUGCGGUGACAUGGACCACACUGCUUGCGGCUUGCACGACGUCGUCGACCUUCGCUGCUAGCGCACAAGUAGCCAAGCGUGCGUUCGAUGAACUCGUGGCAGUGGAGGGCGAUGACACCAAGAAUGCUGCAGCCUACGUAAUGAUGUCUGGCAUCUGUGCAAGAGAGAGCUAG
Molecule: messenger RNA, 2334 nt
Organism: Selaginella moellendorffii
Lineage: Eukaryota; Viridiplantae; Streptophyta; Lycopodiopsida; Selaginellales; Selaginellaceae
Product: pentatricopeptide repeat-containing protein At5g16860-like
Exons: 1
Coding region: 1-2334 (777 amino acids)
Biological process (GO): RNA modification
Molecular function (GO): RNA binding; protein binding
Source: RefSeq, a predicted model, not a curated record